Messenger RNA from Lytechinus pictus (painted urchin), 3650 nucleotides. Its product is annotated as sideroflexin-5-like. The record is from RefSeq and is a predicted model, not a curated record. Gene Ontology annotation, molecular function: monoatomic ion transmembrane transporter activity. The coding region runs from base 81 to 1079 and encodes 332 amino acids. Gene Ontology annotation, biological process: mitochondrial transmembrane transport; monoatomic ion transport. The transcript is spliced from 12 exons. NCBI's taxonomy places the organism in Eukaryota, Metazoa, Echinodermata, Echinoidea, Temnopleuroida, Toxopneustidae. Gene Ontology annotation, cellular component: mitochondrial inner membrane.
UAGCAGGGUCAUAUCGCAGCUGUACGACUGGGCUGCAUGAUUCAUAUGAUUCUGCUCCAGAUUCUGUAUCUGUCAAGAGCAUGGACCAAGUCGAGGCAAAAAUGGACCAAGAUGGCUAUCCUGCAUUCCAUUUGAGCAAGCCAAGAUUCGAUCAGAGCACAUUUCUUGGACGAUAUCGUCACUUCUUGGAUAUUAUUGACCCAAGGACUCUAUUUGUUUCCAAGAAAAAGCUGAAUGAUUCCAUUGAGCUCCUUGCCGCAUAUAAGAAAGGAAGUCUGCCUGAUGGGGUUACCAAUAAACAGCUCUGGGAGGCACAGAAAAUUAAACAGGCAAUAAUUCACCCUGAUACAGGAGAAAAGGUUUUUAUGCCUUUCAGAAUGUCAGGAUUUGUUCCAUUUGGAUCACCCAUUGUUGUAGGCCUCUUACUACCAAACCAAACCCUUGCAUCUACUGUAUUCUGGCAAUGGUUUAACCAAAGUCACAACGCUGGAGUCAACUAUGCAAAUAGAAAUGCUACUAAAGAGACUCCUAUGGCUAGUUUUAUCAUGGGAUAUGUAGGAGCUGUGUCAAGUGCCUGUUCAAUAGCAGUUGGUUUAAAUCUGUUUCUUAAGAGAAGUACCAAUGUCAGUCCAGCAAAACAGAUGAUCAUCCAAAGAUUUGUGCCUUUCCCAGCUGUUGCCACAGCUAGUGUAUGCAAUGUAACUCUGAUGAGAUUCAGUGAACUUCAGACAGGGAUUGAGGUAAUGGAUCAUAACAAUCGGGUUGUUGGCACAUCCAAGGUGGCUGCUAAAAAGGCCCUUUUGGAGACAGCAUUGACCAGAGCUUUCCUUCCUGCUCCUAUUCUGUUAAUACCUCCCAUCGUCAUGACACUUAUUGAAAACAAGACGACAUUUCUGAAGCGUUAUCCUCGUCUGAAUCUACCUGUCCAGGCCAUCGUCGCCACUGCUUCUUUUGCCUUUGCCUUACCGCUAGCCAUCAGUAUCUUUCCUCAGACCAGUCAUAUAUCAACUUCAAAACUUGAGCCCGAAAUCCAGGAAAUUUGCAAGGAAGCAACAGUGAAAUACAACAAAGGUCUAUGAAUGAUCAGUACUAAAGAAAGCCUGUAAUUCCUCCAACACAUUCCAGAGUUUAAUGAUAUUUCAUUUUCAACACACUUAGGCCCUUAUUCUGAACUUGGGUUUAAAAUUAACACUGGUUUAAUGUUGUGGUUUAACUAUUGUAUUCUCACCCUGUGCCAUCUUACAGGAAGCAAAGGGCUUUGUUAACCCAUUUGACACUUAUAUUGUUCAAAAUUGUCUGUGAAUGAUACCUGAAGUAUUUUUCUUCAUUAUGAAAGCAAAAGGAAACUUAAUAGUAAACAUAAGAAAUAUUUGAAAUAACCAGAAUUUUUUAAUUUUGGCUCCCCAUAAUUUUAGUACAGAGUUAGACUGUGGUCUAAGUUAAACCUGACUUCAGAAUACGGCCUCUUGAGUGAUGUGUAUCAAAGGUUUGUUUGAGUGAAGGGAGUUUGAGUUCUGAAGAACCAACAAGAUCUAUUGAUAUUCUCUGAAACACCCACGGUCCAUUUGUCACAAAUGUGAUCAAUUUUAACUUUGAAUCACAAGGGUAGCAUUUUUUUUUUGGUCAUCUGAUGAGGGUAUUUCAUCAACAUAUUUUUCUUCUGACAAGUUCGAUUUUGAUUUGCUAAGAAGCACAGUUUCUUUGGUAACUGUCGGACAGGUCCGUUUGAUAUGCCGGGAAGCACUGUUACUGCAGUAACUUUUGGAUGAAACGGGCUUUGUCAGAUAAAAUGUUUGAUGAAAUAUUCCUCAGAUCUGUUUGGUAUUGGUAAGUCAUCAUUCACAUUCAACAAUAAUCUUUAUAAUUACAAACCUUUUGAAUUCCUAGUUUGCAAAGACCUGGGUGGUGUUUCAUCACAAAGAUUAAGUAUGACUUAGAGUCGCACUUAAAUGCUGAAGCAUAUAUGACAUGCAAUGCGCAAUCUUAUUGAUCAAUACGCAGUAGUGCGCGUCCUCUUAGCAUGAUCUGACCGAUGCGGUUAUGCCUUUUAUACCGCACUCAACUAGGCAUUUAAGUGCGACUGUGAGUCAUUAUUUUUUGUCAAACAUCCCCCCCCCAGCAGUGGUUGAUGAAAUAAUCAACCUGCGAAAUCUAAGCCUUGAUCCUGAACAUAACCAGAAGGUCUUCAUGAACCAACACACAAAAGAAGAAAAAAAUAAAAGUGAGAGCAGAAUGCUUAGAAGUAAAUCACUGAAGAAGAUGAUGUCUUUGAUACCAUAGAUAUGCGAGGUUCAACUUUUUAUUGCAAAAAUAUUCUAGAGUUCCAUGAAGUUUGCAGCAAAGCUCAUAGAAAUUACAAUGGUGCACGUUAUGAGCUCCUCUAGAGGUCAUUUUAAGAAGUCUGAAUAAAUGUUAAGUAUGUGAAGAAGAAAAAUUUUCUCAAGCUCUCAAUCUCUGUAAAAAUGGGAAGAAACCCUGCUAUUAUCUUGACAAUUCCAUAAAAUAAUAAACGAUUUUUUGUUUGUCCAACCCCCAUUUUUAUUUCUCCACUUUAACUUCAUUUUAUGAACUGAUUGAGCCAUGCUAAUUUGAGAGCAAUACUAUCUUUUUAAAUAAACUAGAAAACAAAGAGAAGUAAAUAUCCCACAUAAAGGUGGUACAUACUUAAUGGAAUUGCCCAUCUUCAAGUGUGUUGACCUGAGCAGUCUUCAAAAGGAAAUACUGCCCUCUUUAGUUUAAUCUUACAUACAGGAGAGGAAAUCUUAGCUGCAGGGAGAUGAGAUAUCAUCAUCAUCACUUUAUAUAAUAUUCUGUUAAACAUUGGUAUUGUGAUACCAACGUCUAUGUAGUGCUUCCUUUUUUUGGUGCCUUUGAAAUAUAAAGAAUCUAUCUCUGAAUGCUCUUUGAAUUUAUUUGAUUAAUUUCUAUGAUGCUUGGUCAAGAAUUUCUGUUUUUUUUAAUGUUUUAUUAAGAAAUAUGUGGUCUUUGUGAUUAUUGAAAAAUUUUAUGGAUAAAAAAGCAUGAAAUUUAACCUUUCAUCCCAUAUAUCUUUUAUAUUGAAAAUCAUGUUAUGUGGUCACAAAAAACGAACUCCUUUUCAUCUCCUUUUAUUUUUUUAUCUCCUUUAAAUUCUUUACUUUUUAAUUCUUGUGCUUUUAAAAUGAGAUUUUUAGAAUCUGUACUGCUGAAAUAAGACAUUGAUUGUCAGUGUUUGUGAAUUAGAUUUGUGUUUUUUUUUCUUUGUUAGUGUGGGAUGUAAAAAAAUGGCCAGGUGUAUAUGAUUUUAGGAAUUUUUUUUAAAUAUUGAAUGUACAUGUAACAUAUCAAGGAUUAUUUAUGCUAUAAAAUGCUUAUAAUGAAUUACAAAAAGUGCAAAUUUUUAAACCCCUUAUUUGCUGAGAAAUAAGAUGUAAUAGACAGCAAGACUCUUUUCACAUCUUUUGGGGUACAACUUUGCAUAAGAAUAAUGUUAAUGUUUGGAAUUGACUCAUUAUGUCCAUGCAGAUUUAUUUUGAAUAUAUCUAAUUCUCAUCCUCUAAAUAGUAUCAAACAAAAUUGGAGGGACGUUUAAAGGGAAGGAGAAAGUGAAAAAUUUCAAAUAAUAUAUUACAUAAAUAUUAUACAACAGUAUGUUAUUAUUAUUAUUAUAU